This is a messenger RNA of Coregonus clupeaformis (lake whitefish), 2066 nucleotides long. RefSeq lists its product as uncharacterized. Bases 123 to 2066 code for a protein of 647 amino acids. Lineage: Eukaryota; Metazoa; Chordata; Actinopteri; Salmoniformes; Salmonidae. The record is from RefSeq and is a predicted model, not a curated record. The transcript has 9 exons.
UCCUGGGUCUCUGUGCCUCCAGAGUGGACCUCACUCUUACCCCCAGCAAGAUCUCUCUCCAAGGAGCCUUACUUAUUGUGAGACAUGAGUCAAAGCUACACAAGCUCAGGCUGAAUGUGGGCAUGGCAGUGAAACUGUCCAGACUGGUUAGGAGGACAGGGAGAGGUGCUACUCCACUGACUGUCCCAGAGCUCUCCCUGGUCCUAAAGAGCAACCAGCCACCAGAGAGAGUGUUAUCCAGGGCUCUGAGUAGUGUGGCAUCCCUGCUGAGACUCUGGAGGGUUCAGUGUCUGGACCUGACUGACUUCUGGAUCCAGGGUCACUCUCUCAUCACACUGCUGUGUCACCAGGGACCUCUCUCUCUCAGACUGAACUCAGACACUCUGCAGCAGCUGACUGUAGUUGUGUAUGAAGCUCAGGACAAGGACUUGACUCAGUGGUUCCUGGAGAAGGUUGGUGGAGACCUGACCUCCUGCAGGCUGGACCUGGAAGUGCUUCUCUCUCUGCUGCAGCAUUCAACCCACAACAUCACUGUGGACCUCAGGAAGAACAGGCUCCUAGAGAAGAACAUCUCAGAUCUUCUCCCCUUUCUGGGAAGGGUUAUAUUCAAGAGGUCCAGUUCCAGCUUUGUAAAGUCCACCAUCAGACAGAUCUAUGACAGCAGAGCCAGUGACUGUGUGUCCAGUUUGUUGAGGUCUUCAGACCAUUGGAUCAACCUGAACAGCAGAGAGCUGGACAGAGUGGACUGUACUGCUCUGGGUUUUACCCUGAAGCACUGCCACCAAGUCAAAGUCAACCUGCUGUGGACCUCCAUACCACCGGGGGAGAUAGAGAGCAUCCUGCCUCUUCUGGACAGAGUCUCCCAACUCAGUGUUGACAGGAGGUUACUGCUGAGUUUCCUCCAGUGCUGUGCUGCCUCUCAGAUCCAGCAGGGGGCACCACCACCACCAACAGCAGUAUGGCUGCUCAGGUCUCUGCACCACAGGCUGGACUUCUCCUGCUCCUCCUCUGUGGACCUGUCAGCUCAGGACCAGGAGGAGGCUCUGUGUCUGACCACUGACCACUGCAGGGCCAUCCACUCUGUUCUGAAGCAGAACCAACACAGCACCCAGCUGGUCCAGAACCAGGUGCAGAUCAUCCUAAGAGACUGUGAGGUGGAGGACAGAGCACUGAGGGAGCUGCUUCCCCAUCCUGCAUAUUGUCAAGCUGAGCUGCUGGACCUUGUGUGUGAGUGGAUUGAAGAGGGGGUGCUGAGGCACGCAGAGUCCCUGUGCAGAGCCCUGGAUGGAGAGCUGGACCUCAGUGAGACCAGGCUGGACCAGAAGGCCUGUGGAUCUCUGGCCCUGGUUCUGGAACACUCAGAGGGGCUGUCAGAACUGGACCUCAGCCACUGUCAACUUACAGACCACCACCUACAGGCCCUGAUCACACACCUGCACAAAAUCCAGCAGGGGGCACCACCACCACCAACAGCAGUAUGGCUGCUCAGGUCUCUGCACUACAGGCUGGACUUCUCCUGCUCCUCCUCUGUGGACCUGUCAGCUCAGGACCAGGAGGAGGCUCUGUGUCUGACCACUGACCACUGCAGGGCCAUCCACUCUGUUCUGAAGCAGAACCAACACAGCACCCAGCUGGUCCAGAACCAGGUGCAGAUCAUCCUAAGAGACUGUGAGGUGGAGGACAGAGCACUGAGGGAGCUGCUUCCCAUCCUGCAUAUUGUCAAGCUGAGCCCCAGCAAAGCUCUGCUACGUCAGCUGCUGGACCUUGUGUGUGAGUGGAUUGAAGAGGGGGUGCUGAGGCACGCAGAGUCCCUGUGCAGAGCCCUGGAUGGAGAGCUGGACCUCAGUGAGACCAGGCUGGACCAGAAGGCCUGUGGAUCUCUGGCCCUGGUUCUGGAACACUCAGAGGGGCUGUCAGAACUGGACCUCAGCCACUGUCAACUCACAGACCACCACCUACAGGCCCUGAUCACACACCUGCACAAAGUACAAGUCCUGGAACUCUUCAACAACAGAAUCCAGGACAGAAGACCCUUCCUGACAGACAAGAGGUUUGAGAUCUGGUGA